UACUGCACACACUCUCGACAGGAUGUCGAACACAAGGGGGGUUUCUCUGUCACGACGAGAGCCGUCAACAGAGAGGGGGUGACGACGUCUCACGACAGAAGGAGGAACCGUAUUUCAAAAGGCUCGGCCCGCGAGACACGCAAAAGCCAGCGAUGAAGUCCGACAGCAGCAGACAGCAAAGCAAGGAGAGGAAGGACCGGGCGAGCCUCACCAGGUCCGGCUCUCACGAGAAUGUCGGUCAGAAGAGUAAGACAACAUCCAGCAACAUCUCGCCGGAGACGGCUCAGCGAUGGAGCGACUCGUUUGAAGAGCUGAUGAAAAAUGCAGACGGGGUGGAAACGUUUUCUCAGUUCCUCCGCACCGAGUUCAGCGAGGAGAACUUGGAGUUCUGGCUGGCGUGUGAAGAAUUCAAGGCGUACGACUCCGACACGAACCUGCUGUCCAGGGCCGAGCAUAUUUACAACGUUUUCAUUGAGUCGGACUCGCCUAAAGAGGUCAACAUUGACUACACAACCAAGAUGGCCAUCCGGACGAAUUUAGCGCAGCCCACCAGGAGCUGUUUUGAGACCGCCCAGAUGAAAGUCUACAGCCUGAUGAAAAAAGACUCUUAUCCCAGAUUCCUGCACUCGGACCUUUAUUUGCGCCUGAGCGGCCGGAGAAUGUUCCGCAGAAGGUCACGGUCCUGUGUGUUCAACGAGCGGGCCAGCGGUACCGCCAAGCCUACGUCCUGGUAGCAAUAACAUUCCAGACAUAGCCGCUCACUCGUAAAAACGAUUAUCACAUCGGUGAUAAUCAGCGGCGGGUUGUAGAAUUUUAAUUGCAUAAUUUGUGUUUGAGAUGGUAAUCAUCCAAUGUGUGCGCGAAAUGAAUAAUUUUCUUUUUACAAUCACAGCGGAUUAUUCAACUAACAUUGGAGCCUGGUGACAAGCCAUUGAUCUGCACAAAUGGGGGAUAUUUUGAGGAAUAUGCCAAUUUAAUUAGAUACUACCACAAUGUAGUACAUGUAUUGAUUUGGCUCCGGUCCUCCUCUGUUAACCAACAGAGAUCAUAAUCCCCACUAAAGCCAUCAAUGGACGCUAUCGCACCUCAUAAAUCAAAGUGUCCUAAUUAGUGUUCACUUUAAUAGCUUGACUUCCAAAUGUAUUGCUGACCCACAUUUGGACUUUGGGUGCGUGUGUGUGUGUGUGUGUGUGUGUGUGUGUGUGUGUGUGUGUGUGUGUGUGUGUGUGUGUAUUUUGCAAUUGACCCCUCCGUGGAUAUUGCGCAAUCCGCGUCACUGACCAAUCAGAGGCCAGAGAUCAGCAUAGACCAAACCCCGUUUUUGCUCCCGCCAUUUUCUCAGACAACAUUGCAUGGUCCAGUAUAGGUUUAGUUAGCGUUUUAUCGCGUAUUUGGGUUAUUUAACAAAAAAUAUGGUUAAGAGGUGUAGUCACUGACUUUGGAAUAGUGACGACAGGUAUCCCGAAAGGCUAGUUGGUGGAGUUCGAUUCGUACCCUUUCCAAAACCGAAGACCCAGUACGAAAAAUGCCUUCGAUGGGUCAAACUUUGUGGAAGACCGCAUCAUCAACUAAAUCCGUCUAAUAUCAACCGGAACACAUGUUUGCACGAAGGUAUGCCCUAUAUUUGAUUUUCAAUACAUGUCUCGUAUAAAUGAAUUCGAAGUUCUUCGCUAGCAUAACACUGCUGCGUGUGAACGAUUGACACACUUAUUCUUUGUUGAGCGAUAUUUAGCGAUGAUCGGACUACACAAACGUAUUGAUUUCUUGCUGGCUCGCGGCCAGAAGCUUAACCAGACGGUGUUUGCACGAAGAUAUGCCCUAAAUUUGAUUUUUAAUACACGUAUCGUAUAAAUGAAUGAGACGUUCUCCGCUAGCAUAACAUUGCUACGUGUGAACGAUUGACACACUUAUUCUUUGUUGAGCGAUAUUUAGCGAUGGUCGGACUGCACAAACGUAUUGAUUUCUUGCUGGCUCGCGACCGAAGCUUAACCAGACUGUGCUUGCACGAAGAUAUGCCCUAAAUUUGAUUUUUAAUACACGUCUCGUAUAAAUGAAUGAGACGUUCUCCACUAGCAUAACAUUGCUACGUGUGAAUGAUUGAAUGAAAUCAGAAGCAUGGCGUCUCUCUCAUUUAAGAAUGUAUUGUAUUUAGAAUCUAGAAUAUUUCGUUGAUUUGAAUGAAAUCAGAAGCAUGGAGUCUGUCUCAGUUGUAUUUGCCAUUUUUACUGUUUGUCUUAGUCAGCGCACGUAGCGUGACGUCACUUCAGGAGGCGUGGUUAAGUGCCCUGUACGGAGGGGUCAGUUGUUGUAGACCUUGAACCUACAAACACGUAGACAUGAGCCAACCCUUUCUUGGAGUUUAUUGAGUUCUUUGCAGGACUGACGCCAUACUGAAUAGUAUGACUUUAUUUUUUUUUUUUUUUUGAGACCAAUAAUACCUGACAUUGUAGUUUUCCUCCAGUACUGUUGAUAUCAAGAGCCAGCAUGUGUACAGAUAGCGAUUAUGUAUUGUUAACUUGGAUUAAGUUUUUGUGAAAUAUUGAUCUCGCUCUUCCUUCUGCACAAUAUAACCAGUUUUGACUAUUAUUUCACCAAGAGGUUCUCCUUUAAAAAAAAAAAAAAAAAAAGUAUCACCUUCAAAAAAUAUUUAGUUAUCAUAAUGACCAACAUUAAAAUACUGCUGCUUUGUUGAAUGAGAAUUUGGGCUAAAAAGUGUACUUAAUAUUCUGGGGAUGGUAGCCACUGUAACAUUACCUUGAGAAUUGAAAAGCUGAAAUAAUGUCAUCCAUGCAUUUUCUUUGCCACUUAUCCUCACGAGGGUCACGGGGCGUGCUGGAGCCUAUCCCAGCUGUCAACGGGCAGGAGGCAGGGCACACCCUGAACUGGUUUCCAGCCAAUCGCAGGGCACAUGGAGACAAUCAGCCGCAUUCACAAUCACACCUCGGGGCAAUUUAGAGUGUCCGAUGAAUGUUGCAUGUUUUGGGGAUGUGGGAGGAAACCGGAGUGGCCAGAGAAAACCCACGCAGGCACGGGGAGAACACGCAAAAUCUACACAGGCGGGACCGGGAUCUAACCCGGGACCUCAGAACUGUGAGGCCAACGCUUUCCAGCUGCUCCACCGUCCCGCCCCUUAAGAAUUAAAAAGCUCAAAGAAUGAUUCCGUUCAAAUUUAUUGCACAUGGAAUCUGAGAUAAAAAAAAAUGUUCUCAAUUGUUUUAAAACAAACGUUUCUUAAUGAUUUCAUGCAAAUGCAUCGUACUUUUAAAUGCAAACUGAACUGGAUUCAAAUUAAUCUUGAAUUUUCUGUGUUGGACAUUUAAUUUUAUGAUUGUUUCGCUAGAGGGAGCCUGCGCACCACACUUUGACUACCCCUGAUACCGUGUACUGUACGCGACAUGUUACUCAAUGCAGUUCAAUGUUGUAGUGACAGAUUAAAAAUAAUAAUGAUAAUAAUAAUACAGCCGUCAGGAGGUACCAAAUCAGUGAUUCGGCGUCACUAAAGAUUGUGAAAUUGUGUCCAGAACACAGAUGUACAAAUGAUCCAUCUUUGCACCAAUACCGUAGAGGGGUUUACUAUAGCUAGUAGUAACAAAUAUGUAUUCCAUAUAAAGUAGCAUCUUUGAAAAUGAAAAUGUUAUUAAUACGUUAAGAACAAAAUGUCUCCAAAUUGAUACAAGGGAGACUGUUGCUUCAAGCUGAUUUUGAGGGUUUUUUUUUUUUUCUGCAAAGGCUGAAAGUUUUAAAAGAUUUUGAUAUAAUGAAAUGAAACAAACAUGGCUGUGGUUUAAUUUUUUUCCAUUGGCUGGUUAGGAACCGUCGUUUUCGAAGACACAUUUCAAAGUCGUUACUGUGUCUCCAAAAUGAAGGACUCGCUGUAUUCGGAAAAUACAGUACCAGGCCGACAUAAA
Molecule: messenger RNA, 3908 nt
Organism: Syngnathoides biaculeatus (alligator pipefish)
Lineage: Eukaryota; Metazoa; Chordata; Actinopteri; Syngnathiformes; Syngnathidae
Gene: rgs18
Product: regulator of G protein signaling 18
Exons: 6
Coding region: 153-734 (193 amino acids)
Source: RefSeq, a predicted model, not a curated record